Messenger RNA from Mytilus trossulus (common blue mussel), 897 nucleotides. Its product is annotated as sulfotransferase 1C4-like. The record is from RefSeq and is a predicted model, not a curated record. Bases 1 to 897 code for a protein of 298 amino acids. Gene Ontology annotation, cellular component: cytoplasm. Gene Ontology annotation, biological process: sulfation. Lineage: Eukaryota; Metazoa; Mollusca; Bivalvia; Mytilida; Mytilidae. The transcript is spliced from 7 exons. Gene Ontology annotation, molecular function: sulfotransferase activity.
AUGGAUUUGAGUGAGGAGAAACUCAAGGAACUGAGAAAAACCUUGACACGGAUUCCAUUACCAGAGUUCAAAGGAAUACGAUUCCCGGCUACCAUGCCAAUCAGAAAAAAAGGAGUCGAGAAAGUUUUACAAGACGUAAGAGAAAUUCACUCCAGAGAAUCAGAUAUUAUGAUCUGCACAUAUCCAAAAUCAGGAACGCAUUGGGUCAACGAAGUUACCAAUAUGUUAGUUAAAAAAACAGAACUCGAUAACAGCAGCAAAGUUUCAACGAUGUUGGAAGUUAUUCAUGAUCUCUCAGUCCUAGAUGCACUACCAUCACCAAGGUUACUUAAUACACAUCUCUCAUUAAAAUAUCUACCAAAGAAGCACAUCAAAAAUAGAUGCAAGAUUAUUCAAAUGAUUAGAAACCCAAAAGAUGUCUGUGUCUCGUUUUACUACCAUGCAAAGAGUGACCCUUUGCUUGAUUUUACUGGAUCGUCCAUAUGGAUCAUGAAUAGUAAAGGAGAGAUACAGAGAUUGGCUAAUUUCUUAGGAAUACCGUGUAACGAUAAGACAAUAACAAAUAUCGCCGAAACAACGUCCUUUGAUAACAUGCAGCAAAAUAAACUAGAUAUCACGAAAGUAGUUUUUGGGAAAGGAUUCAUAUAUAGAAAAGGCUUCUAUGGAUCUUGGUACAUUUAUGAGAAGGAAAUGGAUAGAGCAGAGAAACUCUAUCCUGACAUGAUAUUAACUUGCUUUUAUGAGAAAAUGAAAAAGAGAGAUUCUAGAGGCUCAAUUUAUCGGAAGGGGAAAAUAGGAGACUGGCAAAAUCAUUUUACAGUUGCACAAAAUGAUCGUUUUGACGAAAUGUAUUCCGAGAGGUUCAAAAACAGCACAUACACAAUCGAUUUUGAAUAA